Messenger RNA from Abrus precatorius (Indian licorice), 1797 nucleotides. Its product is annotated as cyclin-dependent kinase F-1-like. Gene Ontology annotation, biological process: protein phosphorylation. Gene Ontology annotation, cellular component: nucleus. Bases 57 to 1304 code for a protein of 415 amino acids. The record is from RefSeq and is a predicted model, not a curated record. The transcript has 3 exons. Lineage: Eukaryota; Viridiplantae; Streptophyta; Magnoliopsida; Fabales; Fabaceae. Gene Ontology annotation, molecular function: ATP binding.
AUGAUAAAAAAGACUGAAGGGGGAGGCUUUGGGAAGUGUUAGGGAGUGAGGCGCAGAUGGAGCCUCCACCACCCAAGAGCUGGAGCAUCCAUACUCGAUCCGAAAUCAUCGCCAAAUACCAGAUAAUGGAACGGGUCGGGUCAGGCGCUUACGCCGACGUCUACCGUGCCUGUCGUCUCUCCGACGGCCUCACCGUCGCCCUCAAGGAAAUCCACGACUACCAAUCCGCGUUCCGAGAAAUCGACGCGCUUCAGCUUCUGCAAGGCUCCCCAAACGUCGUCGUUUUGCACGAGUACUUCUGGCGCGACGACGAGGACGCCGUCCUCGUCCUCGAGUACCUCAGAACCGACCUUGCCACCGUCAUCGCCGACGCCGCCAAGGCUAAUGAACCUCUCCCCGUCGGCGAGAUCAAGCGCUGGAUGAUCCAGAUUCUCUCCGGCGUCGACGCCUGUCACCGCAACAUGGUCCUCCAUCGAGAUUUGAAGCCAUCUAAUCUCUUGAUUUCCGAUAACGGACUCCUCAAACUCGCAGAUUUCGGACAAGCGAGGAUUCUUACGGAGCCUCGAUUCGAUGCUUCGGAGGAUAACACUUAUAAUAACGAAGAAAGUUCUAGAGUUUUAGAUGAGAUUGAUAAGGACGCUAACAUUCGUGACGGAAACGCAACAUGCAACACUAGUGACGUAGAUAAUGAAAUGCGGGAAGGGGAAGAUGAAGAACCUGGUUGUUUCACAUCGUGCGUUGGAACUCGUUGGUUCAGGGCUCCUGAGUUGCUUUAUGGAUCCAGAGACUACGGUUUAGAGAUUGAUUUAUGGUCCUUGGGAUGUGUCUUUGCAGAGCUUUUAACUCUGCAGCCUUUGUUUCCUGGAACUGCUGAUAUUGAUCAACUCAGCAGAAUCAUUAGUGUUUUGGGUAACCUUGAUGAGAAUCUUUGGCCUGGUUGUUCUAAGCUUCCUGAUUAUGGAAUCAUAUCGUUUAGCAAGGUGGAAAACCCUGCUGGUAUUGAAGCCUGUUUGCCCAAUCGUUCGCCGGAUGAAGUGUCUCUGGUUAAGAGGUUGGUUUGUUAUAAUCCGCCGAGGAGGGCUACGGCAAUGGAAUUGCUUUGUGACAAGUACUUUAGUGAAGAACCUCUUCCUGUUCCUGUUUCUGAGCUGAGAGUUCCUUUGACAAGAAAGGAAGGGGAUGAGGAUUCCCCUGGUAGUGGGUGGCUUGAUUAUGAGGACAUGGGUUCUGAUUCUGAUUUCGAUGACUUUGGCCCUCUGAAUAUCACCAGAACGGGAACCGGUUUCUCCAUACAGUUUCCUUGAGCUUUAAGGAAUUCAAGAUGUGGGAACCUGAGUCAAAGCACAUUCUUGUGUUGCUUUGCAAAUGAAUAUCACUCUUGCUAGGCAUACGCAGAUACUGCCUAAAUUCAUUAGUAGAUUUCUGGAAGGAGAGAAGUUGAUCACGGUGGAGGUUGCUGGCUAAAGGUUUAUCCUAUGCUUUCUUUUCUUUCGUUCAGAUUUUCUCCCAUAACAUUUGCUCCUUUUGAUUGCAGAGGGCAUUAAUAGUUUAUAACAAAAAUUGGCUGAAGGGGCAUGAGCUAAUAUUUAUUAAAAGAUUAAAAAAAAAAAAACAAAUGAAACAGCAUUGUAACAAAAUAAUGAGUUAUAAUAAGUAGUGUUAUUUGCAGCUGUAAUGAAAUUUGUUAAGAAUUGUAUAGACUAGCUUCCUAUAUACAUCAGAAAUCCAGGGCAACUAAUUGAAAAACAAUUUGUAUCGACGUCGAGUUUUAUGUUGAAUCUUUUUUGCAUUUGUGAG